AUGAACAAGGAUAUAAACAUCUAUGGAAGAGUAAGAAGAAGGGGGAGGAGAAGAGAGAAGAGACCGAGGGGGAGGUCCUUGUCAUCAGGUUCCAGAGCAAUGAGGCGGUCGAUGAUGGUGAUAGCGUCGGGGAGUAGAUUGGUCUUCACUUUGAGCUCAAGUAGCGAUCGGAGCGCCUUGAUGUCGUCUGGAUCAGAGGGGAGGUGGGCUUUGAGUGCGCAGACUUUCUCAUCAUCGACUGAACAUGAUGCUUUCAAAGAAAUAGCAGAGACACAACCUCCAAGAGCAGUUUUGGAGAUCGCUACUUCAGUGACUCUUGUGGGCAACACUAUCAAGCUAAAUCUUGAGAAAGUUCGUGGUUACUUGGUAGAUGACGAUGUAUCCAUGGUGGGGAUUUGGGGCAUGGGAGGGGUUGGAAAGACAACUCUCUUGAAUGAAAUCAAUAACUCAUUACUUAGUGAUACUACUCUCGUGAAUGAAAUCAAUAACUCAUUACUUGGUGGUGAUACUACUCUCUUGAAUGAAAUCAAUAACUCAUUACUUGAUGGUGAUACUAAUCGGAGGUUCAAUUAUGUCAUCUCUCUGGUGGUUUCAAAAGAAACUCAAUUUGAGAAGCUUCAAAAUGAGAUAUCCAAAAGGUUAGGAUUACCUUCUGGCUCCGGGAAAAGUGACAUAUUUGAGUUUUUGAAAAAGAAGAACUUUUUGCUGCUAUUAGAUGAUAUAUGGAAGAGAGUGGACCUUCCUGAAGACCUUGGUAUUCCACUUCCGCUCCGUCAAAGCCAAAAUUCUGAAAAUAGAGGUCAAAGCUACAAGCACAAGGUGAUCUUCACAACCAGAGAUGAUGAUGUGUGUGCUCAUAUGAAUGCUCACAAGAAGAUCAAAGUUGAAUGUAUGGGUGAAGAAGAAGCAUGGCAUCUUUUCAAGCAGUUCUCAAAUGAAGAGAUCAUUAAUUCCAAUGCUAUUAUUGAACAACUAGCAAGGAAAGUUAUGAAGAAGUGCUCAGGUUUACCACUUGCCCUUAAAGUCAUUGGUCGAGCCACGUCGAAUAUGAAGACACCUGAAGAGUGGCGUCACAUGCUGAGGUCAUUAAUUAAGAUGGAUGUCAGGACUGUUACUGGUAUCGAAAAAUCAUUGUUUCACAACUUAAAGGUCAGUUUUGAUAAUUUGGCCAGUGAUACUCUCCGACAAUGUUUCUUGUGUUGUGCUCAAUGGCGUGAAGAUUUUGACAUUAAAGUCUCUGAUCUCAUAGAGCCUUGGAUUGGGUGUGGAUUGAUCAGUGACUUUGGAAACAUAGGGGAAGCCUUUGACGAGGGAUUUUCUCUCAUUGCAAAAUUAAAUGAAGCAUGUUUGUUGGAGUUGGAUUAUGACUUUACUGAUGAUUAUGUCAAAUUACAUGAUGUGAUUCGCGAUAUGGCACUGUGGAUUGUGUCUGAGUGUGGGAAGAAAAAGAACAAAUGGAUUGUUGGUGGAAGUGAUGAUGAUUUAAGACAAUUUUCAAAGUGGGAAGCAUGCAACUGGCAGGAGACAGAACUAAUAUCGUUCAAUGGUACUUUGUUUGGCAAUAGUCUCCCGAAAUUUUUAAGUGAUAAAAAUAUUGACGAAAAGGGCCAAGUUUCUAUUGCAGCAACUUCUCCUAGAUAUCCUAAUCUUAAGAGUUUAUUUAUGACUGGAUAUUGUAGAUGUGAAACAAGAGAAAUGAUGGUUAUAAACUUUUACCCUCGUAUGCCAUCUCUCACACAUUUGAACUUAUUAGGGGCACCUAUCACGGGUCUUUCAAAAGAAAUUUGA
Molecule: messenger RNA, 1788 nt
Organism: Dioscorea cayenensis subsp. rotundata (Guinea yam)
Lineage: Eukaryota; Viridiplantae; Streptophyta; Magnoliopsida; Dioscoreales; Dioscoreaceae
Product: putative disease resistance protein At3g15700
Exons: 2
Coding region: 1-1788 (595 amino acids)
Molecular function (GO): ADP binding
Source: RefSeq, a predicted model, not a curated record